Molecule: messenger RNA, 1655 nt
Organism: Chenopodium quinoa (quinoa)
Lineage: Eukaryota; Viridiplantae; Streptophyta; Magnoliopsida; Caryophyllales; Amaranthaceae
Product: protein FAR1-RELATED SEQUENCE 5-like
Exons: 2
Coding region: 974-1561 (195 amino acids)
Source: RefSeq, a predicted model, not a curated record
GAUUUGAUGAUCAAGCUUGUUGAUGAUUGGAAAAGGGGAGAUAUGACCUCUAUUUAUAGAGAAAAAAGACAAAAAUUCUUGGGUAGACUUGGUCCACAAUAAAUUUAUUGUGAACCUUAGGGUCUCACGUGCCACAUGCCACUGAACAACCCAUCCUACUAACUUAUUUCAAAACCCAGUCCACUAACUUGUUUCACAAGCAUUUCUUCUGCCACAACCUACUAAUUUCCUUCCAGUUCGACGCCAUUAACAACUAAAAUAGAGCUCGAAUUUUCAUCUCUCUCCUUCUAAUUCUACUGAAUUCUAGGUUUUAUUUUCUACUUAAUCAAUCAAUUUCUUCAAAUUUCAUGGAGAAUUCUUCUAUACAAUCAAUUGAAAUGCAUCUAAAUCGAAGUAUACAGGACACUAUAGAAAACUUCGAUAUUAUUGUCAUCAAUUUCGAUCUGAAUGAAGCUGUUGAAGAUGAAGAACAAGCUAUUAUUGAAGCUAAGGAUGAUAAUGAAGUUCAUGACGAAAAAUCAAUCUCUAAUGAAACCUCAAGGUGCAAGUAAUAACGAUGAGAUUAGUGGUUGGUUAGUAGGAGAAACUCGAGCAACACUUGCGGAAAUACAUGAAUUGUAUUGUCAACAUGCUGCUGCAGUUGGUUUUAGUGUUAGAAAAGCAAAACAAACAAGCAAAAUUGGAACUAAAGAUAUCAUCACCAAAAAGUUCUUUGUAUGUUCUGCAGCAGGAUUAAGAAAUUCUGGUAAAAAGAAGGAAAAAAUUGCAGAAGAACUCUUGACAGAGGAAAGUUCUUCAGUUAAAAAAAACAAGACAAAGUAGGAGAGUUCCACUAACAAGGACAAACUGUAAUGCUUUGAUAAUAGCAAAAUUGAAUGAGGAAGGGCAAUUGGAGAUAGUUCAGCAUGUGUUGGUGCACAAUCAUCCACUCACUAGACCACAAUGGAACCAUUUCCACCGUUCAGAGCGUGCAAUGACUGGAAUUAAAGGGCAAGUAAUUGAGGCCAUGCAAGAAUCUAGACUAAGACCUAUGGAAUCCUUUAAUUACAUGUCAAAUGAAGCUGGUGGAGAAGAUGCUAUUGGUCAUACAGUGAAAGACCACAUGAAUUAUUGUUAUAAACUGAAAAUAAAGGCCAUUGAAGUAGGAGAUUCUCAAGUAGUUUGUGAUAAACUACAUGAAGCUUAUUCUGAGGACCCUAACUUCUUUUUUAGAGUAAGGUUGGAUUCAGAUGGAAGGGUUUGUAACUUGUUUUGGAGGGAUUCCAUGAUGCUUGAAGAUUAUAAAAUAUAUGGGGAUGUCACUGUAUUUGACACCACAUAUAGGACUAAUCGUUACAUCCUCAUCUGUGCACCCUUUGUAGGAAUAAACAACCACUGGAAGAACACUAUGUUUGCUUGUUCUUUUAUUGGUGAUGAGACCACAGAUUCAUUUGUGUGGUUAUUUGAGACCUUCAAAAAGGCAAUGGGUGGUAAAUGUCCUGUAUCACUGUUUACAGACCAAGAUGUAGCCAUGGCAGCAGCAAUACCAAAGGAAAUUUCUAAUUUUGAAGGAACUUUUUGAAUACCACUACAUCUAAAUAUGUUUGUACUAAAAUUAUAUAGUUACCUAUAUUUUAAAUGCAAUAACCAAUUUUGAAACUAUAGUAACUGUAUAA